UCACCACAUUAUUUAGCUCUAUUACGAAACACUACUACUAUUACUAGUCUACUUUAAGUACUUACUACUCUUCAAAGUUCAAACAACACGAAUUACCAAAUUAGCGAAUUUCAAUCUUUCGAUUUCAGAAUUUCUCCUCGAUUUUCUCUACAAUAUUGUUGAUUAACAAUGGUUGGACCAAUUAGACCACAAUUCGUGCUAUUCGGAUCAUCUAUAGUUCAAUACAGCUUCAGUAAUGGCGGUUGGGGCGCCAUUCUUGCUGAUAUCUAUGCUCGCAAGGCAGACAUUUUUGUGCGAGGAUAUACUUGCUGGAACUCUCGCCGCGCAUUGCAAGUCCUUGAUCAAGUCUUUCCAAAGGAUGCUGUCACUCAUCCUUCACUGGUAAUCGUCUACUUCGGAGGUAAUGAUUCAAUGGGUGGUCAUGCAUCAGGCCUUGGCCCCCAUGUGCCUCUUCCAGAAUACGUUGAGAACAUGAGAAAGAUUGCCACUCAUAUUAAGGGUCUUUCAGAUACAACUCGGAUUAUCUUUCUUAGCAGUCCUCCGGUGAAUGAAGUCCAUGUUCAAGAAAACAAAAGUGUACAUAUAUUGGAGCUAGUUCGAACAAAUGAACAAUGUCAAAGAUAUUCUGAAGCUCUCAUAGAGCUGUGCAGGGAAAUGGAUAUCAAAGUGGUUGACCUUUGGACUGCAAUCCAGAAGAGGGAUGACUGGUUGACAGCUUGUUUUACAGAUGGGAUCCAUUUUUCUGCUGAAGGAAGCGAGAUAGUGGUAGAAGAGAUACUCAAGGUGCUCAAGGAAGCAGACUGGGAACCAAGUUUGCACUGGAAAUCCAUGGCAACAGAAUUUUCUGAAGACUCUCCACAUUAUCUGCUUUCUGUCGACGGGACAUCAACGUUAAAUGCUUCGGACUGGACAUUUCACCGAAAAAGACAAUGGGACUAAACUGGUACGAAUAUAUUCCUGCUGCUAUUCUAAGAAUGGCUGCUUUGGCUAGAUGAAUGAAUGACGAACACUGGCACUAGAGUAUAACUUACCUUUUCUUUGUGGGUACAUUGAUAAGGAAAGGAUUUCUCAUCCGAGGGCCUUUUCUAGUCUUAUGUUUACUUCGUUCCUUAUGUAUCUGUUUUUAUAGUUUGACAUUGUUCUUAGUUAAAUGUUGACAUGACAUCCACACCAAUCAACUUUAGAUGCUGAAGUCAGGUCGUUUAUGUGCCUGUAGCUUGCAGGUUCAGUAAAUCCAUUUUGCUGACAGGAAAGCGAGAGUUUUAUCCUAUGAAAUUUUGUCAACAAGUA
This is a messenger RNA of Beta vulgaris subsp. vulgaris (sugar beet), 1290 nucleotides long. RefSeq names its product GDSL esterase/lipase WDL1. Bases 169 to 939 code for a protein of 256 amino acids. The record is from RefSeq and is a predicted model, not a curated record. Lineage: Eukaryota; Viridiplantae; Streptophyta; Magnoliopsida; Caryophyllales; Amaranthaceae. The transcript is spliced from 6 exons.